CUCUCCACUCCUCUACCCUUCCCCGAAAAGUCAGCGCCGCUCGCCUCUCUCUCUAUCUCUCUCUUUGUCUCUGUCUUCUCUCGGACUUCCGGCUUCCUCCCUUCCCUUGGUCAGCGCCGCCGUCUCGCUUCGCACGCGGCGGAGCAUGGCUAGAUAAGCGGAGCCCACCCCGGGUCAGAUCUUCGUGGGAGCGCGCGCUGAGGUUUGUGGAUUGAGGGGAAUGGCAGACGAUGACUGGGAUCUUGGCGCGGUGGUAAGGAGCUGCAGGCCGUCGGGGGCGGCGGCGGCGCCGAGACAACCCUUCUCUUCGUUUCCUCCGCCGACGGUGCCGCUCGAGGCGGGGGAGGAGGCGGAGGGAGUUAAAGAUGGCUCUUUUGUGGGUUUCCCGGAUCUGUUCCGGAGUAGCGACGGUCUGCAGGAGCUGGAGGAGCUCUGCAAGCCCUUCGUCCCUAAAGUCCGGCAGCAACCGCAGCAGCUGGCGCGGGCGAGCCCGUCGUCCGCUUCCCCUGCCUCCGCCGCUUCUGCCGUCGCCUUGCCGAGGCCGCAUCAACCGCCGCCGUCGAGGCAGCAUCACCGGCCUGCCCCCCAGAUCGCCCGCUCCAAACGAAGGAAGAACCAGCAGAAGAAGGUGGUGUGUCACGUCCCCGCCGCCGGGCUCUCCUCCGACGUGUGGGCGUGGCGGAAGUACGGCCAGAAACCCAUCAAGGGAUCUCCUUAUCCUCGCGGAUACUACAGGUGUAGCAGCUCCAAGGGCUGCCUCGCCCGCAAGCAGGUGGAGCGCAGCCGGACAGACCCGGGCAUGUUCAUCAUCACCUACACCGCCGAGCACAACCACCCCGUGCCCACCCACCGCAACUCCCUCGCCGGCAGCACCCGCCACAAGUUCCCUUCCACAACCCCCGCCGCCGCGGCCGAAGAAGACGGCGGCGGCGGCCGCCCUCCGCCCGGAAACCCGUCCUCCAGCCCCCCGUCGUCGUCUACCGCCGCGGGGCUCUCCCCCAACACCCCCCUCACGGCCUCCAUGGAGGACGAGCUCCUGCGCCGCCCGCCACAGGACGGGGACGACGCUGACGCCGACGACGGGGAGGACGAGGAAGUGGACGAAGACGAGGAAAUGCUACUGGUGGAGGACAUGGAGGUCAUGGGCGAGGACGACCUGCUCUUCAGGGGCGGCGCGGAGGAAUCUACUGGCCCCGCAGCCGCCGCCGCCUCCGAUACCACGCCGGAGGCAGCGGCGUUCUUCGGCGAUGACGGCGAGUUGGGAGACCACUUCUUCCAACCGCCAUGGCUGUCUAAAAGUAACAACGCGGCCACCGCAGCUGGUGGCAGCUGAUGCCACUUCUUCUGUUCGUUCUUUCGCCGGCAGAGAAUAGACAGAAGAGAGGAAAAGAAACAGAGCAGUAUGGAAGACAACAUCGUAUCCGUCCAUUUUCGCUGAUCACAUAUCUCCACCGUUAGUUUUCCUUUUUCUUUUCUUUAACUGUACACUGUACAGAGAAUUAUGAAGAAAAAAUAUUAGUCUCUUUCCCCUCUCUCUCUCUCUCUCUCUCUCUCUCUGUCAAAUCGACUGAGCGUGGCAGUGUAAUUCUACUGAAUCGUUUCCUGUUUCUGCUGCUGCUGCUGCUGUAAGACGAGUUCUUUCUCUAUAAUCACUUUCCUCAGUUUAA
Molecule: messenger RNA, 1667 nt
Organism: Musa acuminata subsp. malaccensis (wild Malaysian banana)
Lineage: Eukaryota; Viridiplantae; Streptophyta; Magnoliopsida; Zingiberales; Musaceae
Product: WRKY transcription factor 22
Biological process (GO): regulation of DNA-templated transcription
Cellular component (GO): nucleus
Molecular function (GO): DNA-binding transcription factor activity; transcription cis-regulatory region binding
Source: RefSeq, a predicted model, not a curated record